Messenger RNA from Leptopilina boulardi, 4513 nucleotides. RefSeq names its product protein BTG2-like. The coding region runs from base 584 to 1099 and encodes 171 amino acids. Gene Ontology annotation, biological process: negative regulation of mitotic cell cycle; negative regulation of cell population proliferation. Gene Ontology annotation, cellular component: cytoplasm; nucleus. The record is from RefSeq and is a predicted model, not a curated record. Lineage: Eukaryota; Metazoa; Arthropoda; Insecta; Hymenoptera; Figitidae. The transcript has a single exon.
CGAGGUCUGCUACCAUUAGAAAGUCAUCGCCUGUCGGAGGGUGCGGUUCUCGUGUGUUUGGAGUGUCUAAAAGUGUCGCGUCAAGAAAAUCGGCUUGGACGUUUCCAGUUUGGUUAUAAUAAUUUCAUAUAAAAAUAGUGAAAGAGACUUGAAUACGCGGUGAUUUGAUAAAAAAAGGGGACCGAUUCGCGCGACAGGAGAGUAAAAAAAAUUUUAAGAAGAUUAAAAAAAAAGUGUAUUGUGUAGUUUUCGUUUAUCAAGAGAGACGUCUAGACGAUAGACCGAGGGCAAAAUAAGUUGGCUGGGCCGCUGGAGUGGAGACGUCGCGCUGCUGGUCGAGUCUAUCGCUACGACGUGAAACGACGCCAUUUUGUCGUGUGCGAGGCAAGAAAUUUUAUUUUUUGUUCUAAAUCAAAAAAGGAAACAAAAAAAUUUGGCUACUAAACAAGUGAGUGGAUGAUUAUCACAAUCACUGACAAGUGGAAUUGGAUUUUAUGUAGAAAUCCCUAAUACCAGGGGGUGAAAGUUUCAGUGAAGAAAAGAUUUUAUUUUCCAUCCUGUUUUCCAAUCAAAAAUUAACAUCAUGAGGCUGGAAAUUGUUUCAGCGGCAGAUUUUCUCGUUGAUCUGCUGCGCAUGCAGACGGGCCAAGUGACAGAACGACAACUUGAAUUAUUCAAAACGUCGUUGACAGAGGUUCUCAAGAGACGAUAUAGGGAUCAUUGGUUCCCCGAUAGGCCAAAUCGAGGCUCAGGCUAUCGUUGCAUUAGAAUCAAUGGUAAAAUGGAUCCAGUGAUAGCGCAAGCCGGUGCAAAUGUUGGUCUUGUACCAACAGUUCUUCAUAGUUUAUUCCCAUCGGAAUUUACAAUGUGGAUUGAUCCCGCUGAAGUAUCGUAUCGAAUUGGUGAAAAUGGCUCGAUUUGUGUAUUGUAUGAAAAAACAACUAACGAACAAGAUGUCAGUCAACAGCAGAGUCAACAAUUUCAAGAGCAUAUUCAACAUCAUCAUCCACAACAACAACAAUUUGAAAGUUGCAAAGAUUCAUUGCUACUUGAAUAUCCGCAAUUUAGCGAGCAAAUCGCAGCAUUUGUGUCAAGUUGAACAACUCCAUUCCGAAGUACCGCGACGGAACAACAAAAUUUCCGUCCCGAUCUUCGCACAGAUCGUUUAACGAUCCAAAACAGGAUCCCCUUCUCGCCAUCCGUCUCCUCAGCCGUGCGAUCUCGUCGCUGAUUUAUGUCUUCUUAAGGAAUAAUUAAAAGACGAGCUUUGUUGCUCGGCCUAGGAACCACACUACUACUACUACUACUACUACUACUUCUUUAUGAUCUCAGCAUCCCAAAUAAUAUAUUGGGCCAAUUUUUUUUUUCCCCCUAAAAAAAAACCCUCGAAGACCAAACAAGAAAAAUUUUGAUGUAUAGGGAGAAGACACUUUUUGUGUCCUAACCAGUGAUUUUAUUACUGAUUUUUUUUGUCGUUAUGCCUGCCUUCUCGCUGAUCCUUCCUCUUAGUCCUACUUCUCAGCGUCUACUCAGCGGAAAUACACCGUUCCAGUUAUUUAUCAUCAUCAUCAUCAUCAUCAUCAAUUUUCCAUUUUUUGGAAGGUAUUUCUUUCGUCGCUCGGUGGGAUUUUUUUUUAAAAUCAACAUAUAAAAUCCUAUAGAAAUCGACUGCUUCGAUAUAUUUACGUGUGUAAUUGACCUAUGCGCGUUUAUAUGUAAAUAUAUAUAUGAACGUUGUAUAUUGUAAGUGCCGUAUGUGUGCACGCACUAGCGCUAUUAGCAAAUGCUAGAUACUACGUGCGUGCGCGCUUAUCGCCGGAAAUUGUGUAUAUUAUAAUCCUUUUGAAACAACUGUGAUUUUCUUCGCGAAGGGAGAGUAAUUUUUUGGUGUAAAAGUUUUUGUGAAAGAAUGAAAGAAAGAAAAAUUGUAUGUGUGAAUGAGAAUGAAAAAAAGAAAAUAAUGAUUCAGUGAAAGAUCUCGAUUAAUUCAAAAAUGUGAAUAAAAACGUCUCGGUGUAAACGAAAUUCGUAUAUUGUGAAAUGAAUUUAAAUUGUGUAAAUAUUAGUGUUUAUUUUUCAGUGCAAAUUUCAUUUUUUUUUGUCCUAACGACAAACUUUAAUUAUAAACCUUUAUAAGGUUUCCUUUUUUUUUUAGGAGGUAAGACGAAAACAAAUAUUUUUUGUUUUGGUUUUAAUCAAAUAUUUUGAUUUGUAAAUAUGAAUGAAACAAUUGUCUAUGUUCCUAAUGAAGAAUAUUUUGACAAAAUUAAUGAAGCAGAUGUUGGAAAAAUCUUUUAAAUUUUAUCGGUUUAAUGUUUAUGAUCAACGAUUCAGAAAAAAAUAGUGUUCUAGAAAUUCGCUGCAAAAAGAAGUAUCUUAUUUGAUGUUUUGGUAGCGUUUUUAAGACAUUAAGAUGUUUUAAUGUCUUAAAAACGCUACCAAAACAUUUUAAAAAAUAAGAUAUUUAUUUUUGCAGAAAUUAUUAAAUUUCUACACAAAUUAUAAAUAUAAAAUAAAAUCCAUAAAUUUUUGGUUUGAACGUUUGUUUCUUGAUCAAUAAAGGAAGAAAAAUUUGUUGGCAAAAAAUGUUAUUUUUCAUAUAGAUUGAAAAAUAUUUUUGAUCGUUGAUCAAAAAUGUUGACAAACUUCACCGAUUGUUUCUAUGAAGCAAAUAUGUAAAAUUAGUUUUGAAAUAUUCUAUUAUUCUAAUUGUAUUCUAUUCUAUUAUUUUCUAUUUAUUUUGCGGUUUUUGUUAAUAUAAAAUGAGAAUUUAAUGUAAUUUAAAUUUAGUACCCUAAAUCUGAAUAAGUAAAAAGUUUCGGUAAUUUGAAUUAGGUGACUCACUUUUUUGCUUGUGAAUUAGUAAAAUACUAAUUCAGUAUUAUACUAAUUUAAUAUUUUACUAAUUUAGUAUUUUACUAAUACAAAAGCAAAAAGUGAGUCACCUAAUUCAAAUUACCUGAAAAUUUUAACUAUUUCCAAUUUUGGAGAAUUUGCAUAUUUGUUUUAUAUGCAUUAUUUUAAAUUUAAUAAAGAUUUUUCCACCAAUACAAUAAUUUAUGAUGAGCUCCACAACGAUUUUUAAACAAAUACCUUUAUCAAACUUUUUAUUUGAAAACACAUUAAUUUAAAAGUAUCAAAUUGAUACUAAAAAUAUCAAAUUGAUAUUUUUAGUAUCAAUUUGAUACUUUUAAAUUAUUGUGAAAAAAUUUUAUUUUAAAUUUCGUUGAUUAAUAAAAAUUUGCAAAAGACUUCAAAGAAAAAGAAAAAAUGAAAAAAAAAAUUUCUAAAUAAAAUCCCAACGUUGUGAAGUUCAUCAUUAGUUUCUCAAUUGAAGCUUCCAAUCAGGAGCCUUGAAAUGAUAACGGAAAUAAUUUUCACAAAUGCACAUACGAGCUUCGUUACACCGAUUAUCUCUUUUCGUGUUGAUUAUUAAAAUUUGAUUCAAAAAUUCCAUUAUUCGAUCAUCUUUUCUGUCAGUAAAGUCAAUAGACUAUUUUUUAAAGAUACGCAAUCUAUAUAUGUAUAUGUAACUUUGACUCGAAAAGAGAAAUCGAUAAAAAAAAAAUCUCGCCGGUUACAUCUGAUUUUCUGUUCCGAGUAUAUAUAUAUAUAUAUAUAUAUACAUGGCGUGUAAUUGUAGGCAAUUUAUUAUUGUCCGAGUACAUGUGAGUUUGGACAAAGAUUGUGAUAAAAAAUAAAAAAAUAUAUAUAUAAUUAACGCUUUACAAGACUUUCGAUUAUCUCAGAAUUUUAGUGAUAAAACUAUAUAUUAUUAUAUCGUUUCAUAACGAUUAUUAUUGCAAGUAUAGAGCUAGUCAAAGCACAUUUCUUUACAUGUUUCGAGAUUGAACCUUCUUUAAGGUUUUCUGCAAAAAAAAAAAAAAAUCAAAAGCGAGGAAAAAAAAAAUUUAAUUCAAAUACUCGAUUACUUGAAUAUUAUCAAAUAAAUAUUUACUAGAACCAAAUAAUUAUUUGAUUCAAAUAAAUAUUUAUUUGAUCACAGAAAAUUAAAAGGCAUUAAACUAAGCUGCAACGCUUAUUAUUUUAUUCCAAUUUUGCUUAUUUUAAUACCAAAAUGGAUUAAAAUAAGAAGCGUUGAAGCUUAUUUUAAUGCCUUUUAAUUUUCUGUGAUUCUAGUCAAGUAAUCGAGUAUUUAAAUAAAAUAAAAUACUCUUUUUCGCUUUUUUUAUACGGUUCCGUCUGAAUUGUAAGAAAGGCAAUGUGUUUUCUCCAAUCUAGAAAAUCGGAAGUUUUGCAGAUUCUAUAUAUUAUAUAUAUACACAUAUAUAUUUAGGGAAGUAUGAAAGAAAGUGAGAAAGGAACUUAUCGCGCUCGACGUCGAAGAACAAAAAAAAAGAAAAAAGGCUCUUGUACGUAGCAAUUAGUAAAACCACGUCUGUGAUUAUAAUAAGAAUACGGAGAAAAUGGGAGCAAACGAGUGACCGAGAGAGUGACUUGUGAAUGUUUAUGUGCAAAGAUUGAGAAAAAAAAAAAAAAAAAAAAAAAGAAA